Myxocyprinus asiaticus (Chinese sucker) is the source of this 2343-nucleotide messenger RNA. RefSeq names its product sprouty related EVH1 domain containing 1 (gene spred1). Gene Ontology annotation, biological process: negative regulation of MAPK cascade; multicellular organism development. NCBI's taxonomy places the organism in Eukaryota, Metazoa, Chordata, Actinopteri, Cypriniformes, Catostomidae. Gene Ontology annotation, molecular function: protein kinase binding. The record is from RefSeq and is a predicted model, not a curated record. The transcript is spliced from 6 exons. Gene Ontology annotation, cellular component: membrane. The coding region runs from base 533 to 1765 and encodes 410 amino acids.
AAUGGAGUUCUCGUAAAACAGAUCCCUCAAACUUCCCAUGAAGAAUUCCCGUUCUUUGGCAUAUUCCUGUGGCAUAUUUCAUUCGAAUCCAAGAUUUCUCUUCGCCUCCAGUCUCUGUGAGUGUAUUGAGGAAGUGUAAAUAAUCGAGGCGUUGAGUUUAAUGCUGCAAGUGUGCCGUAUGAAGUUGUCUAUGAAGGGAGUCGCUUGAUCGGUUCAUGUGGAUUUUCCAAACUCGCUGUUUCUGGGAUUUCGGGAUUUUUUUCACAUCAGGAUGAGGAAGAUGCCGAUGAUUUCCCCGCUGGAUGUGAUUUAUUGGUCAGAUCGAUUUAAGUAUUGUUUUCAUUGGUUUCAUGCACCCGUCAGUGUUUUGGGCUCUCGUGCGGCAUGCUCGACUGCGGAUCGGAGGGGUUUGUGUCAAUAACGAGCUUUCAUGGUGAUAUGAUGGUGAAAAUGGAGAUAUUUGCGCAUUAUUUCCCCGACGUGAGCGCGAGCUCCAUGUUAUUGCCAGGAUUUGGAUCCCCGUGAGAAGAAAAUGAGCGAAGAAUCAAAUCCAAACAGCGAUGAGAGUUACGCGCUAGUGAGAGCGGUGGUGAUGACACGAGAUGACUCAAGCGGCGGGUGGCUUCCUCUGGGCGGCGGCGGUCUCAGCUGCGUCACCGUACACAGAGUCAGUCGACCGGAUACUGACGGCACCAACUCGCCAGAGCACCUCAUCCACGGAGAACGGCUCAAAGACAAAACGGUGGUGCUGGAGUGCAGUAUAAAAAAGGAUUUGGUGUAUAAUAAAGUGAACCCGAUCUUCCACCACUGGAGGAUUGACAACAAGAAGUUUGGACUGACCUUCCAGAGUCCAGCAGACGCCAGAGCCUUCGACAGAGGAAUACGGCGAGCCAUGGAGGACAUUACACAAGCUGCAGGUUGCCCGCUGUACAGCGACACAGAAGCUCCUGACGAUACAUCAUCACAGGCCAAUCAGGAGUCUCCAUCUGUGUGUACGCCGGUGCAGGACGUCUUCUCUCCUCGUGGUGUUGUGUCCACUGAAGCGUUCCGAGGAUCUUACGUUCGAGUCGAGCUGUUUGAUGAGAGUCACACUGCCAACCGCAGAUAUCCAUCGCCACAGGUUUCCUUCAACACGAUCCGCCACGUGAGUUUUCAGAUGGACGACGAGGAGAUCGUUCGCAUUAAUCCCCGUAAGGAUGUUCUGAUCCGAGGCUAUGAGGACUACCGGCACCCCGUCCUGUGGAAACAAGAUGGUGAGUUCGAGGAUCUGGACUUCAACAGCACCUUCUCCAAACCGGACGGGAAGAAGUGUGAGUAUCUGUACCCGGAGGCCUCCGAGAGCGCCAAAGACUCCAUAAAGACGCAACAGCCAUCGCCCCUGCUCAAGUCCAAGACGUCCCGCCGGCGGCGCGAGGACGGCGAGCGCUCGCGCUGCAUUUACUGUCGCGAGAUGUUCAAUCGCGAGGACAACUGGCGCGGUCAGUGUCAGGAUGCGCCUGACCCCAUCAGACAGUGCAUCUAUAAGCUGAGCUGCAUGCAAUGCGCCGAGAGCAUGCUGUACCACUGCAUGUCCGACUCGGAGGGCGACUUCUUGGACCCCUGCUCUUGCGACACCAGCGAGGAGCAGUUCUGUGUGCGCUGGCUCGCUCUACUCGGCCUGUCGCUCAUCGCGCCCUGCAUGUGCUGCUACCCGCCAUUGCAUGCCUGUCACCGUUGCGGGGAGGCGUGUCGCUGCUGCGGCGGCAAACACAAGGCCGCGGGGUGAGCGCGUGCACAACGGCUGCUGUGUUUUUCAUUCGCCUUUCAUUCGUGAAGCGUUCCUCACCACCGGAGGUUUGACUGAGCCGCUGAUGUGAGCAGAUGAUCAGAUCAGAGCUCGACACGUCACAAGGAGAGAGUUUUUCAACGCUCGAUGACACCACACGGUGUGUGUAAACUAUGUGAAGAAAUGACUUUUGUACAGAGAUCAAAUGAUUCUAACAAACAAUUCAUACAAAUUGUGCAUAAAACAGGAUGUACUGUAUGAGAAUGCUAAAAGGGAUUGGUUUUGUGUGUGGAUUUGCAGUUAUUAACUGUGGCCUUUUGUGUUGAACUCAAACAGUGUAAUUAUUAGACAGAAAAAUGCACUAGAAAAGUUUAACGGUACAGUAACGAAAGCAUUAUUUUGGUAAGAGUUUAGUAUUUUUUGUUAUUGGUGUAUAUAGACAUUAAUUUAAAAAUGCAUUCCUGUGUUAAUGGCAUCACACAGCUGAAAUAUCGAGCUAAAGCUGCAAUAUUAUAUAUAUAUAUAUAUAUAUACACAUACACACACUGGUGGCCAAAAGUUUGGAAUAAUGUACAGAU